AUGGCGCCCAAGGAACCCUACGCGGUGCACUCCCUCAGCAAGCAUGUCGAGAACACGAAGAAAGGUCUAGCCGCCAAUGCGCAGGCCAGCCGUCGCCCUGCUGGCCGCUCUGCCGCCAUCAAGAAAGAGAGCAACCCGAAUAACAUUUUUGCCAACAAUUCUGACGAUGACGACGAAGGCUCAGGAAGCGGAAGCGACAGUGAUAGUAGCGAAGAUGCUCCUGUCAGCUUCAUGGACAGGCUUGUCGCUUCCGAUGCCGCAAAAUCUACUCCUGCAAAGGCCGCUCCCGUCAAGUCUACUCCAGCUUCCCGUCGUCGCAGCAAGGAUGACGAAAUCGCCGACAGCGACGACGAGCGCAAUGCAUCCAAGAAGGCCUCUGUAAAGAAACCUUCUGCGGAGUCUGAGUCUUCUAGCAGCGAUUCCGAAUCUGAUCAAGACACCAACACGAAGACCAACGGUGCUCCUGUCAAGGCCGUCGAAAGCGAUUCAAGCUCUUCUGAGUCGGGAAGCGAAAGUGAUAGCGAUGAUGAAGAUGCGAAGGAUGCACCAGCUGCCAAGGCAUCCACCAAAAAGAAAGACGACUCCGAGUCAUCUUCUGAGGAGGAGAGCGAGGACGAAGCUGACUCCAAACCCAAGCCAGCCGUAAAUGGCACUGCUGCUACUACCACAUCUACGAGCUCUAGCGAAAGCAGCGAGGACGAGAGCGAGAGUGAGAGUGAAGAAGAGCAAGUCGCAAAGCCCGCUACCAAGACCGCUAAGACUGCUGCGAAGCCCGCCGCUCCUGAGCCCGAAAGCUCUUCCAGCGAGGAUGAGGAUUCCGACGAAGAGAUGGUCGACGAGUCAAUGCACAUCGAGGACCGUGAAGGACAAGUCGCUGUUCCCACCUUCAUGGCUCCCGAUUUUGUCCUCCGCAAGGGUGACGACGGCACAAACGGCAAGGAUGUUGCUGAGGUCUGUAACAAGGCCAACCUGGAGGGCAAGCAGUUCUGGUACUUCACAGUCCCCUCCAACGUUCCCAUCUCGGUCGUUCAAAACCUCGAAAUCCCUAUGAAUCAGUCAAGUGCAGGCAAUAAGCUGUUCUCUCACGAUGGAGAAGAUUAUGGCUUCUCUUUCGAGAGCAUUGCUCCUAGAGGCAACAUCCAGAUCAUGAUUCCCUCCGCCGAUGCCUCUCAAUACCGAUCUGCCCCUAAGCAGGUUGAUCAGAUGAUGCAGGUCAAGAAAAUUACGCAACUCGGCUCCGAUACAUCUGUUGGGCCUGCCCCCAAGCCUGCUCCUCGUGCUCAGCCCGCUGGCUUGAGGGCUCGCUACCAGCCUAUCGGUGUCAACGAGCCCAUGGUCAACGCCAGUGAUGAGGAUGUGGAGAUGGCUGAAGCUCCUGCUACAUCAACCAAGGCUUCAAAGAAGGAGAAGAAGCGCAAGGAAUCAUCGGAGAAGAAGCACAAGAAGUCGCUGACUCUCCCUGAGCGCCCCAGCUCACAGACAGUGGAGGCGCCGACCCCGGAUACCCGUAAGAACAAGCGAAAGCUUGCAGCCUCAGAAGAUGAUGCCACAGCUGUCGCCGAGCAACUCCAGCAGGAGGCUAAGUCGGCAGUUAAGAAGUCCAAAAAGCAGAAGACAGACCGAGCGGGUAGCCCUGAGUUGGGAUCCGAGUCUGUAGCCACCAAGAAGCAGACACCCGUUCUGCCUCCCUCAAUCCCUGUAGCUGGAGCAUCAACUCCCAAGCCCGCUGCUACACCCGCUACCACCAGUAAGAAGCAGAAGAAGGUCAAGGAGACGCCCGUCCCCGCGCCUCGCAUGAGCGCGGUUCCUAUUCCUUCUAUCCCUCACUCUUCGCCUCCCAAGUCUUCCCCUGCGCCUCCUGCCUCUCAACCUCCCACCUCGCCUAUCCAAGCCAAGGAGAAACGAUCCAAAAAGUCAAAGGAUAGUAAGAAGACUUCCUCAGCCAAGAAGGAAACCCCCGUACUGCCUUCUAUGCCCGGUUCUUCUUCGGAAUAG
Molecule: messenger RNA, 1995 nt
Organism: Fusarium coffeatum
Lineage: Eukaryota; Fungi; Ascomycota; Sordariomycetes; Hypocreales; Nectriaceae
Exons: 2
Coding region: 1-1995 (664 amino acids)
Biological process (GO): transcription by RNA polymerase I
Source: RefSeq, a predicted model, not a curated record